Messenger RNA from Archocentrus centrarchus (flier cichlid), 1813 nucleotides. RefSeq lists its product as uncharacterized. The transcript has 2 exons. The coding region runs from base 6 to 1214 and encodes 402 amino acids. The record is from RefSeq and is a predicted model, not a curated record. Lineage: Eukaryota; Metazoa; Chordata; Actinopteri; Cichliformes; Cichlidae.
AGGCCAUGCACUUCCGGGUGAGUCUUGCGACCUUAGAAACAAUCACAAUAAUGGAGGACGCACAUCCAUGGGGGGAAUACAUAGAUUUUUAUUUCGAUCUUGGUUUAAACUAUAAAGACAUUACGUCGGUGCUUGGUAGUAGACACGGCUUUCAUAUUAGUGAGAGACAUCUGAAGAGAGUUCUCAGCGCAAGGGGACACACUCGUCGCAAAGCGUACUCUGACCUCGCAGCCUUGGUUGAUUUCAUUAGCAACGAGCUGCAGUACUCUGGACAGCUUCACGGAUACCGAUGGAUGUACGCUAAAUGCAGAGAACAUGGACUACGUGUAAGAAAAGAGGAUGUGCGCUUGGUAUUGAAGGAGAUGGAUCCCCGAGGAGUGGCAUUAAGGCAAGCAAGACGUCUCAGGCGAAGGAACUAUUUUUCCAAAGGACCGAACUUCAUCUGGCACCUGGACUCAUAUGAUAAACUAAAGCCAUAUGGCAUUUGUAUUAAUGCGAGUAUUGAUGGUUUCUCAAGGAAAAUAGUCUGGCUUAAUGCCUAUACAACAAAUAGUAAUCCAAAGGUUAUUGGGGGCUAUUACAUAGAAGCGGUACAGCGUUUAAGGGGCUGCCCUAGAGUUGUGAGGGGCGAUCUUGGAACCGAAAAUGGUCAUGUUAGAGGCUUUCAGCGUUUUCUUGUGCCCGUGAACCCAAAUGACACCCUUGACAGUUACUUGGAGGGAGCAAGUUCUGGCAAUCAAAGAAUUGAAUAUUGGUGGCGUUUUCUUCGCAGCCAGUGUCUGGAGUUUUGGUUGUCCUUGUUUGAAGACAUCAGAAACAAUGUCUGCUGUCUGGUGGAUUUCUGGAAAAAAAACCUCCUUCAGUAUUGUUUUAUGGGCCCUAUCCAGGAUGAGCUGGAUGAGACUGCACAGGUUUGGAAUGCACACUCCAUCAGGCCAUCAAAAAACAUCAACAUCCCCAGUGGCCGGCCCAAUGUGAUGUAUACAUUACCUGAGCUCUACAGGACAAGAGACUUCAUUUGCCACGUUGAGGAGGAGCAUGUUGAACUGUGCAAAAAUGAGUGUGUUUUUCGGCAGACCAAACCAUGUGAUCAAGAUGUAUAUGAACUAUGCAGUAUCCUUAUGAGUGAGUCCCAUCGGACUCCACCAACAGACCCAUAUCAGGCUGUGAAUCUGUAUAUGCAUCUAAGAGAGGCCAUCAUGGCAUCACUGUAAAACGUGUGCAGCACAGAACAUUUCUUAACAUUGACCUCAAGGUGCUGUACGUAUGAAAUCAAACAUCUGGAUGUAAAAUGGACUCAAGUUCUCUAGUACACAGCCAUGUUUGAGAAUGACUUAUUGCACAAGUAUUUCAUUUUGUAUUACAGGAAGGUCAGUGGUAAGCUGUGAAAUGACUUCUAUAGUAAUGUUUUUUUGUUUUCCAGUAAGUGAGUUGGCAUUUAUUGACUGGAAUGUAGUUAGCUAUGGUGUCUAGAAUAUAAUGGGUAAAAUACAAAUUCUGUUCUUUGUAUCUGGCAGGCCACACAAAACUGUAUUAUGGGGCAUCAAGACCCUAGGGGCUGCAGUUUGAGAAACUUGACUUUCAGGAUCAAUACAAUCUAACAAUAUUUACUUUUUUUCCCAAUUUAAAUGAUUUAAGACUUAUUGGUGUGCAAAGCUAAAUAAAAUGCUGAUCUUUUGCAGUGUUGGAGGCUCUGAGGUACAUAAACACUAGGUUCUGGUCACCAAAUUAUUCAAAAAUGUAUUUUAUGAGCAGAAAGUUUAAUUUUCUGAACACACCUGUCCUGAUGAGCUUUAAUAAAAUGUAAAUUAAU